AUGGCUGCGGAAAAGUACUACAUCAAGGACGCAAUCACGAAAUCUGCGGUUCACCACGAGUCCUUUGAGAAGUUGUGGGAGACAAAAUGGAAGGCCCCAUGCGCCAUGGGCGUAUAUCCAUUCAUGUUUGGCAGCAUCAAAGACUUUGAACCCGUUGCGCAAGACAUCAUAAAGAAAGGCCUGAAGGAACCCUACGACUGGGACGAGUAUGCCCGGAUGUUCUUCCCCAAAGCCGAAGAGUUGGCAAACAUAGCCGUCGAGGCAGAGAAAGCCGGUGAGAAAGAGAAGGCUUCUGAAUACUACCUGCGAAGUUCAGCAGUCUACCGGAUCUCGCGAUUCCCCGCGCCUCGGUCGGAACAGCAGCGAUAUGCUUGGGCAAAGGGCAAGGAGGUUUUCUAUAAGGGCGCAGGACUCAUGGAGUAUCCUAUCACUGAAGUCCAGGUCCCCCACAACCAUGCCAUCGAAGGCGAAGGCAAAGUCGUCCCUAUCAAUUUCCUCCUUCCUCCUGGAGCGUCGGCCGAAAACCCCGUCCCUUGCGUGUUCAUCAUCACCGGCCUGGAUGGCUACCGGACAGAAUUGGCGGUGUGGCAGCAGGGUUGGCGGUCAAAGGGAGUAGCCUCGAUUAUUGCCGAGAUUCCUGGCACUGGCGACUCUCCUGCACUGCGGUCGGAUCCUACUGGACCAGAUCGACAAUGGUCCAGUGUUCUUGAUUGGUUGGACACGCAAAAGGCAAUCGACAGCAAGAAGGUCGUGGUCUGGGGAUUUUCAACAGGAGGCUACUAUUCCCUCAGAUUGGCGCAUACCCACCAUGACCGGCUGCUGGCUUGUAUCAGCUUGGGUGGAGGAGCACACCAUAUGUUCGAUCGAGAGUGGCUCGAGAAUACCAACAAGCUGGAGUAUCCAUUCGACCUUGCAAACACCUUAACUUACAAAUUCGGUUAUCCCGACCUCGAGUCGUUCAUCCAGGAAGCUGGCAAGUUCUCCCUCCUCAAUGACCGAACCCUGGAGAAACCUUGCACAAAGGUUCUGCUGGUCAAUGGCAACGAUGACGAGAUUUUCCCCAUCGACGACAUGUUCGUGGCUCUGGAGCACGGUCAGCCCAAGUUAGCGAGGAUGGUGAAAGGCAAGAAGCAUAUGGGUGAACCAGACAGCUUCUUCAUCAUCCUCAAAUUUAUUCAUGGGCUGCUGGGUCUGGAUGGCAACUUUAUGGAUCAGAUGAAGAUGCUGCCCAGCCGGCCGAAGUAUUAG
Molecule: messenger RNA, 1248 nt
Organism: Exophiala spinifera
Lineage: Eukaryota; Fungi; Ascomycota; Eurotiomycetes; Chaetothyriales; Herpotrichiellaceae
Exons: 5
Coding region: 1-1248 (415 amino acids)
Source: RefSeq, a predicted model, not a curated record